GCCAUGGAAACCCAUUCAAUGAAGCUCUCUACACACUGUUGUUGGGCUCAUCUGAAGGCCACACCAAGUUUGGAGUUCUUUAGCUAUUGACUCUGUAGACAGUUGAAGCAGCCUGCAUGCCUAGGGGCUUGAUGGUAUCCACCUGUGUCCAUGGAGGGGAUUGGAACACCCGAAUCACAUGAUAUGGAGGGGAUUGGAACACCUGAAUCACAUGAUUGGGAGGGCAGGGCCAAUACUUUUGGCAAUAUAGUGUAUAUACAGUCCAGGCACCUCUCCUGUGACUGUAUAAUAUGGGCACACAUG
This is a messenger RNA of Staurois parvus, 303 nucleotides long. NCBI's taxonomy places the organism in Eukaryota, Metazoa, Chordata, Amphibia, Anura, Ranidae. The record is from the annotation of a GenBank genome assembly.